AUGCGAUGGAAUCCCUUCAAUAAACCAUCAUGUUCUUCUUUCAUCUUGGUUCUCUUAUCAUUACUUGCACAAAUCAUUGUCUCGCGAGCAGAUGUAAAUGUCACCAAUCUAAAUAAUUCAACGAAUGCUUCAAUCUCGAACCCACAAACUCCCAAUACAACAUUAAGCACGCUGCCAACUGCGACGCAAACACCGAUAAAUUUUAAGUACGGUAUAGCGAAUUCAUCAAUUAAAGAUUAUAAAUAUCCGGCAACAUUAUCGGAUGGAACUUUGGUAUUCUUGGUGAAUAUUCCGAAAGUUUGCAGUGAACGAUCAAUCAUCUUACAAAUCUUAUACGCCAACGGCACGACUAGUAUAUUUGACGGACUCCCUCAAGAUCCUAUUUUAUUCUGCAAUAUUAGUUUUGCACAAACACUGAGAGUUUACCCGAUCGAUCGUAAUUUGGUUAUGGUCACGUACAUUGUAGAAAUCCAAUCAUCACUUCAACAUCUGGGAAUAAUUAUUAACGUGAAGAAAAAAGUCACCUUGCAUAACGGAAAAUUUUACGAUUAUCCACAGUAUUCGACCAUAACUAAUGCUUCCUCAUUAACACUUUUCAGUCCGAAUAUUGACCCUAAACGCGGAUUUUUAAUGGCGUAUUUUGAUUAUGAUGGUGCAUAUUUGGUAUGGUGGAAGUGGAAAGAUAAUGACCUUAAGAAGGUUUACGAAAAUCGAGUAGCUCUUCCGAAUAUAAAUAUUUCAUUCGAGACACCAGGACAAUCGACAUCAAGUGUAUUUCCAACAAAAACCGGUGGUUUUGGGAUAGCUUAUACAACUUGGAAUGAUCAAACUAGUAAUGAUACUUUAUAUGUAACGGGUCAAGUUUAUUUAAAAUUCUUGGGUGUCGACCACGAACUUAAAGGUCCUUUUUUAAUUUAUCAAACUUCUUUAAGGAAAAGAUUGGGUUUGAAUUCAUGCAGUGUGUCGUAUGAUAAAGAUGCCGGUUAUCAAUGUAUAUUGGAAAUUGAUGACCUCCCCGCGUUACAUAGUUUGAAAAUAGAUUUUUGGACGACAGGAUCGGUGAUUAAUGUGACAGAAUUGGGUCAAGAUAAAAUAAAUGGUGGACUUAUAGUUCGCGGUCAACCUUUAAUGACCGGAGGUUUUCUUAUAACGAUGAUUUCUAGUGAAGGUGUAAAUGGAUACAUAAUUAAUCAAUCUGGUGAUAUCGUUGGUGAUUGGGGUUUACCUCAUGAAAUUGGGCUUAUUUCCGGAGUUUUCCCGAAUAACACUGCGUGGGCUUUAUCUAGUAACUCGAGUGAUUCUUCUAAUUUCGGUAUCUUUUCGUCGAAAUUGAAACCUCUUUACAAUCCGAGUGAUUAUGGCAAUAUCUUUAUUAAGAGUACUUCCCCAAACAUUGAUGGAAGUGUGAUGAUUAACGGUGAUUAUGAACUUCUGUCCAAGAUUACUAUGGAAUUCAACGAACCGAUUAAAGUUUCCGACGAAUCUCUUUCAAUUUAUCAAAUUGCGAACGAUACGUAUUUGCUUCGUCAAAAAAUUCAAGCGACAAAUCCAAAAUUAACAUUGGAUAAAAAUAAUCGAAUUCUUUAUUUGACAAAUGCUAUAUAUAGUAGUAGCUUUAAUGUUCCCGGAGGAAUUUAUUGCAUUGAAAUGGAACAUAAUUUUGUUAGAACCCUUUCGGAAGAUGAGCCUCUUCUUGGUAUACUUAAAAAUCAAUGGAAGUUCACAUUAGCAGAUUUUGAUAAUCACAAAUCAUCAGGUUCUCGAGUAGGUAUAUUGAGAUUAAGAGUAGAUUUCUCAUCGAAAGAAAAAAAAGGCGUGUUAAGUAAACAGAAUAGAAAAGAAUUUCUAUAUAAUUUAUUAAAUGAUAUUUCAUCCUAUAUCCCAUGUGAUGCAAACAGAUUAAAAGUAAUCGACUCAAAUUUCAUUGAGCUUCGCAAUAAAGGUGAACAAUUUGCAUUUAAAUUAAAAAUUGGUAAGCCAAUUUCUUCUAAUGAGAAGGAACCAAGUUCCCAAAAGAUUUUUUCGGAUCUGCAAGAAAUGAUUCAUAAUUUAGACAAUACCGGCCUUGCCCUUAGUGAAUAUGCCAAGUAUUUGGAUCAAAAAUCCGGAUUAGUUGAACAAGGUAGUAUUUGGGAAAGAUAUAAAUAUGUAAUCAUUAUAAGCCUCAUUGGAUUGGCAAUUUUGAUCAUCUUAUACUUCGUUUCUGAACGAAAGUUCAAUCAGGGACGAAAUAUUUCAAUCUUUAGAUAUACACUUAUCCUUACGGAUUUUAUCUUGGAUAUAUUGUUUGUUGUAAAUAAUGCUUCAGAAGUCCAGAUUAUCUUUAUACCAAGUAUAAUCUUCAUUGUCAUCCCUGCAACGGUAAACUUGACAAUAUCAGUCUUUAUAAAUAUCUAUGAAAUCUCUCAUAAUAAAGCAUUUCAAGAUUGGAUAAAUAGAUACGCCUCGGUAACUGUAUGGAUAACAUUAUUGGCAGUAGCCGAUCUAAAAAUUAUGACAUUGCUUACGUCAAGAAUAGCAGGAUUGGAUUGCUUUAAAGCCCCAUUCUCGAAUAAAACUAUCUCUUGGAUUUUUUGGUUGAGUUUUGUUAAUCUAUUUUUAGAAGACAUACCUCAUUUCAUUAUACAGGUUAUAUUUCUUAAGCAUAGUAUAGCUUAUGAUAUUAUCCCAACGCUUACAUUAAUAACAAGUGUGAUCGUAAUUCUAGCGGAUAGCUUGUGGAGAUUCUAUUAUUCUUUAAUGCAUUUACUUGGGUAUUACCGAAAUGAAGAACAUUUUUGGAGAGCUACAGAUUCGGAUACGGAAGAUUCGGAGGAACGUCAUGCUACCGUUAUUCAAACCGGACAAAGGAUAUAA
Molecule: messenger RNA, 2856 nt
Organism: Funneliformis caledonium
Lineage: Eukaryota; Fungi; Glomeromycota; Glomeromycetes; Glomerales; Glomeraceae
Source: the annotation of a GenBank genome assembly